GAACCAAAAAAUUAAAAAUACCAUUCUUUUUUUGUUAGACCAAAAAUUCUGUAGAGAGAGGGAGAAAGAGCUGAAUCAUCCAUGGCGUCCUCCAAGCUCCAAGCUCUAUGGAACCACCCAGCCGGACCCAAAACCAUUCACUUUUGGGCACCAACCUUUAAAUGGGGGAUUAGCAUAGCCAAUGUAGCAGACUUCUCUAAACCACCUGAAAAUCUUUCCUACCCUCAGCAAGUUGCGGUUACUUGCACUGGAAUUAUCUGGUCGCGCUACAGCACUGUAAUCACUCCUAAAAACUGGAAUCUCUUUAGCGUAAACAUUGUUAUGGCAGGAACGGGCUUAUACCAACUAGCACGAAAAAUACAGCAUGACCACUUUGCAGAGGCCAAGGCAGAGCCAGCUGUUGUAAAAGAAUGAUGACGAAAUCUUCCAAACUCCUUUUGUUUUCAGGGGAAAUAUCAGUCAUUUUGCUUCCUUGUUUUGCAGUUAAUUAAAGUUCAAUUGUCCUUGACGCUUGCCUCUGUGGCUUUGAAUUAUUCAAGCAUACUCUGUUGUGAAAAUUUGUUAACUUCUUGAUGAUUGUCAUUCUGAUUUUAGAGCCAUCAAGAGAUAUUGAGCAACUGAACUGUUAAAAAUUUCUGAUUGAGUAAUAAUUACUGCAGAUCGUUGGAUUGCUUUGCAGGCUUCGAUCGUUGCAAUUUA
Molecule: messenger RNA, 699 nt
Organism: Theobroma cacao (cacao)
Lineage: Eukaryota; Viridiplantae; Streptophyta; Magnoliopsida; Malvales; Malvaceae
Product: mitochondrial pyruvate carrier 4
Biological process (GO): pyruvate import into mitochondria
Cellular component (GO): mitochondrial inner membrane
Source: RefSeq, a predicted model, not a curated record